AGGUUCCCCUCUUUGGGCAUUCGUUUUUAGUAUAGUAUAUCUUGAGAGAAUACCAUAGUACUAGGCAGCAGCGUGAACCGGGUGUAUGGAUGGAUGCACAACUCCUCCUCCGUUUGUCUAUAAAUAUGCUCAACUCCAUCGCAUCGCAACCCAACAGCACAAAUCGUUUCGUUUCCUUCCAUCGAGAUACAGUACGUGCCCCCGCCAAGGUAUCCAAUCCUUGUUGUUGUUGUUGUUUACCUGCUCCGCUGCUCGAUCGGUUCCUCCUCCCUGUCCCUAGGUCUGGGUGAUUCCAGCUCUUUGCUUGUGGAGCAGGAAGAUCGAGGAUGGCCGACUGCAACGCCAACUCCUCGGCGGCCAUUGGACAAGAGCAAGAUGUCGUCGUUGAGAAGAAGUACGGAGGAAUGGCACCUAAGAAGCCUCUGAUUUCAAAGGUACAUACUACUUUUCAAACAAAAAAAAGGAUCACGAGCGUGCCUAUUUUGAUUCAGCGGACUGGGUCCUUGGCAAGGAAGCUGCAAACAGCAGCGGCGCACGGGCUGCUAUCGAAUCCUUGAAGCCAAAGUUAAAGGUGAGGAGUGAUUUUGAGCUCACCAUCAUCUGAUGAAGUUGCAUUGCAUUGCAUUGUGGUGAAAGCGAGCAAUUCUGCGUGCAGAGGACGCCCCAUCACCAGCUUCCCCCUCGCAAGCCGACCUGCGCGUCCACCUGAACCUCUGCGACGAUUUGAGAUGUGAACAAGAGCCUCUAGCUUGUGUUAUGAUGCACGCAGCAGGGAUUGCUCGCUCUAUAUAUACUGACUGGGAUUAUAGUUAAUUAGUUGUUUAGUUGGUUGCAUUGUAGACAAUUGUAGCAGCAUUCCUAUGCUUAUUGGUCUAAGCUGGAUCUGGUAUUCUCAGAUGAUGAAUGUAUCCUCUUCUACAGUACUUGGCUUCUCCAUAUAUACUUGUGUAUGUAUCCAGCAAACAAGAGGUAGAAUUACUUUAUCCAAAAAAAAAAUAACAAGAGAUAGAAUGGAAAUGACAAGGCUUUUUGGAGGAGAA
Molecule: messenger RNA, 1040 nt
Organism: Setaria italica (foxtail millet)
Lineage: Eukaryota; Viridiplantae; Streptophyta; Magnoliopsida; Poales; Poaceae
Exons: 4
Coding region: 327-557 (76 amino acids)
Source: RefSeq, a predicted model, not a curated record